AUGGCAUCCAUCACCGUCCUCGCUGCUCUCCUCCUUGUCAGCUGGGCUUUCACUGCUCUCCUUAUUCUCCUCCUCACCUUCACCAUCUUUAUCCUCAAGGACACCUACACCUUCAAAAUCUACCUCAAGCACACCCCCACCCCUCUCUCCACCACCUCCAUCGACAAACAAGCUCUCAACUGGGCUAACAACAGAACACAAUCACCCCCUUCACCACUGUCACCCUUGCCAUCAUCAACGAGCAUCCCCACCUCCUCCUCCUAG
This is a messenger RNA of Fibroporia radiculosa, 264 nucleotides long. RefSeq lists its product as uncharacterized. NCBI's taxonomy places the organism in Eukaryota, Fungi, Basidiomycota, Agaricomycetes, Polyporales, Fibroporiaceae. The coding region runs from base 1 to 264 and encodes 87 amino acids. The transcript is spliced from 2 exons. The record is from RefSeq and is a predicted model, not a curated record.